AGACAUCGUAUUUGGCGGAGAUUAGCAAAGAAAGCACGACGUAAACGAAUUCGGCAGGCUUUAGCUAAAGAACGUGAUGCUAAAGAAGCUGAGGAACAAAAGAGAUUAGAACAAUCUCCAAUCUAUAUUCAACAUUUAAAAGAAUUGGAAGCAAUCGAACAAUGGGAACAGUUGGAACAAGAAAGACAAUCAGAAAUAGAACAUCAAAAAUGGUUAGAACGAGAACGGGAAGCACAAAUACAAUGGGAAGAAUUACAAAAAAAAUUAGAAAAUGCACGAAGCGAAAGAGAGCGACAAGAUCGAAUUAUUCGUGAAGAAUGGGAAAAAGAACAAAAAUUAAUUGCAGAGAAAAAACGUGAGAAAGAAGCUUUAUUAGAAGCUACACAACAGAAACAAAAAGAAUUGGAAAAACAAAUUGAAGAUUUUAUUGAAAAUGAUGGUGCAUUACCUGAAAGUUUAACCGUAAAUUUUGAGACAAAUCCGACGAAGGAAAUUUGUCCAUUUUUUAAGAAGACGGGAGUAUGUCGUUUUAGCGAUACUUGUUCACGAAAUCAUAUUAAACCAGGUGUCAGUAGAAUACUAUUAAUAAACAGUUUCUAUUCACAUUUCGGAAUGGAACAAUCAAAUCAAAAUGAAUACGAUGCUGAUAUUAGUUUAGAAUUCGACGAUGACGAUACUUAUGCACAUUUCACAGAGUUUUAUUCCGAUGUUUAUCCAGAAUUUGCAAAAUGUGGUCCUAUUAUUACUUUUCGUGUGUGUAAAAAUUUUGAGCAACAUUUACGCGGUAAUGUUUACGUGGAAUUUGAACAUUUACAAAGUGCAUUAAAAGCGUAUCGUAUGUUUCAUGGACGUUGGUAUGGUGGAAAACAAUUAACUGUUGAAUUUACAUCAAUUCCGAGUUGGACAGCAGCUAUUUGUGGAUUAUUUUUCAAAAAUAAAUGCCCCAAAGGUCGAAAUUGUAAUUUUUUACAUGUGUUCUUAAAUCCUGGGGAACGUUUUAAGAAGUUUGAUUUUAAUAAUCGAAAUAAUUUUGAGAGUAAUAUUACAGCUCCACGAACCUUAAGCCAUUGUCGAUGGUCCGAAUCACCAGAAAUGGAAAUAGAACACCAUAGAACAGUUAAAAGUAAAAAACGCCAUCGAUCACGUGAAAGAAAUCGUCAUUCCACAGAACGAUCAAGACAUUCGACGGAACGUAGUGAACGUGAUUAUCAAAGACGUAAAUCAAAAAAAUAUCGAAAUCAUAGUCGAAGUCGUAGCAGAAGCCGAAGUCGUAGUAGAAGUAGAAGUCACAGCCCAAAAUCACGAAACGAUCGAAAUAAGAAGAAAAGAUGACUUACUUUUUCAUUUUGUAUAUAUUUUUUGUAUUGAUAAUUCUUUUAAUUAAAAAUAUUUUUUCAUUA
Messenger RNA from Chrysoperla carnea, 1400 nucleotides. Its product is annotated as U2 small nuclear ribonucleoprotein auxiliary factor 35 kDa subunit-related protein 2. Gene Ontology annotation, molecular function: pre-mRNA 3'-splice site binding; metal ion binding. Gene Ontology annotation, biological process: mRNA splicing, via spliceosome. NCBI's taxonomy places the organism in Eukaryota, Metazoa, Arthropoda, Insecta, Neuroptera, Chrysopidae. The annotation marks the transcript as partial. Gene Ontology annotation, cellular component: spliceosomal complex; U2AF complex. The transcript is spliced from 4 exons. The record is from RefSeq and is a predicted model, not a curated record.